AUGCGAACGCUCAUUGAUACUCUUCAAGCGACCGAUGAGCCUCCACUAGCGUCGUACUUCUUCUUCAAGGAUGACGAUGACAGCCUCCGCGACUACGAUGAUGCCCUCAGCACCGUGGUUUAUCAGUUGCUGUCGCAGGAUCACACACUCGUGCAACAUGCUCGGGCGCCACAAAAAGAGCACGGGGACGCAAUUAAGCAACAGACCGAGGUCGUGUGGCAGAUCAUCACAAGAAUAGCUGCUGAAGCGAAACGCGACGUCUAUUGCAUUUUUGAUGCAGUCGAUGAGUGCGCUGGAGAAGGCCGCAAGCGAUUUUUGACCGACUUAUCAAGUGUAUUUGGCAAUUCUCUUCAAACACAUUCUCGAUUAAAAGUGGUCAUAUCUUCUCGUCCGUGGGAAGAAGAAACUCAGUUGUUCACCGAACUAUUGGGGUCUCCAAGGACCAGUCAUCUAGUGGGCGAGAAUGCCACGGUUCAGUCUGACAUUCGCAGUGUCAUUCGACUGAAAGUCAAGGAAAUAGCCAAGGAGAAGCAUCUCGACGGAAACACAGAAGCUUUGCUUUUGGAAAGGCUUAUCAGGAAAAACGUGCGGACAAGAUCGUUCUUGGCCGUUCGAAUGGCGUUUGAGUUGUUGCGCUCAGAUGCGAGAAUGAACCGAGAGGCGACAGAAGAGAUCAUUGACGAAAUUCUUGCCGGUGUCCCCCAACAACUUGGGGACCAGUUCAACAACAUGUUGCACCACAGCCCAGACAAGGAACACGCUUGGAGGCUUCUCUGCGUUAUCCUCGCAGCGCGAAGAACAAUCAAAAUUCCAGAGUUCAAAGUCAUUUAUGCUCUCACUCAGAGAUCAUGCAGCAACCUUGGUCUGGCGAAGUCGUAUGACGAGCUCGAUCUAACAGCCAACGACGAGGAAUUUAAGAGCAUGGUACGGGCUCGAUGUGGUCUGUUCAUAACCUUCGGCAAGAACUCGGUCUACUUGUUUCAUCAGACAGCGAGGGAGUUCUUGAUGACCACAGAAGACAUGGCUGUGGCUCCGCCCUUCGAUCGAUUGGCGCAGAAUCCAGGCAGUCUUGACGACAACGAAGUAGCUUCUUGGAAAGGCUGUAUUUCGAAGGAAGAUGCCAACCUGGUCUGCGCCACUGUCUGUCUAGACAUCCUGAACAUGGACAUAUCCCGCCAACGAAUACUUGAAAUAUUCGACACCCUUAACGCCGGAAACGAUAUGUUUCAGGACAUACAAGAUUUCGUUUCGCCACGCCCAUUCUUCAUGUACGCAGCGUUCAACUGGCAUGAACACAUCAUCCUCAGCGGUGACGGCGCUUCAAAGACUCUGCUGGACGAUAAAUAUUGCGCAAUUCUGGAUAUUGGCAAGCCAAAAUUUUGGGCUUGGUUCCUUCCCCUCAAUGAGUACAUCAACACCAGCACUGUUCAUCCAAAAGCAGUCAUCUCCAGUGUCUGGGCACCAGACGAGAAGAAACGUCGGCACAGCGUCCAAUAUGGACUCUUUCUGAGAGAAAGCUGUCUGCAGAAUCUUUUUCCAAUGGGUAGCAAGGUCCAUGCUCUGUUCAAAGAUGCGGACCCGGUGCCAAAGUAA
This is a messenger RNA of Colletotrichum chrysophilum, 1593 nucleotides long. RefSeq lists its product as uncharacterized. The transcript has 2 exons. NCBI's taxonomy places the organism in Eukaryota, Fungi, Ascomycota, Sordariomycetes, Glomerellales, Glomerellaceae. Bases 1 to 1593 code for a protein of 530 amino acids. The record is from RefSeq and is a predicted model, not a curated record.